GACACACAAUCACUCAACACUCAACACAACAUCAACUUUAUUCACAAAAACAAAAGUAAUGGUAAUAGUGUUGUUUGUCGUGAUUUACCUAAAGGAAUCAAACUUUGAAAGCUAAAUUAGAAUAAGUAUAGAUUUUCGGCAUCAAAUUAACAAUUAAAAAAAAAAUUGCUUAUCAUUGUUUUUCGAAAUUUAUUGUUUACUGAUAACAUUUGCCGUACAUACAUACGUAUAAGAAUUAAAGAAAAACCUAACAUUUUCUACGAAUAGAAUUCGCACCAACAAAACUACCAAUAUAUAUUUAAGCAUUUCCAGUAAAUGUAGAUACGGUUUUUACAUAACAGGACUGCUUUUCUACUAGUAAUCGCGGGCAGUGCGGGCGAUGUGGCGCGGCGCGCGGGCUCGGGUCGCGGCGGCGCUGGGGCUCGCCGCGCUGCUGCUGUGGGCCUGGGGCGCCGCCCCGCCACGCUCGAGCGACCGACAGGCGCCAGUCGCCGGACGCGACUUGCCGCUCAUCUUCAUCGGCGGCGUACCGCGCUCCGGCACCACGCUGAUGCGGGCCAUGCUGGACGCACAUCCGGACGUGCGCUGCGGCCAGGAGACGCGCGUGGUGCCUCGCAUCCUGCAGAUGCGCGAGCACUGGGCCCGCUCUCAGAAAGAAAGCGUGCGUCUCGAGCAGGCCGGAGUCUCCCGCGCCGUGCUCAAUAACGCCAUCGCGGCCUUCUGUCUCGAGGUGAUCGUGCGGCACGGCGACCCGGCACCGCGGCUCUGCAACAAAGAUCCGCUCGUGCUCAAGAUGGGUACGUACGUGCUGGAGCUCUUCCCGAACGCGAAGUUCCUGUUCAUGGUUCGAGAUGGGCGCGCCACCGUGCACUCCAUCAUCACAAGGAAGGUGACCAUUACUGGAUUCGACCUGACGAGCUACCGGCAAUGUCUCACAAAGUGGAACCAUGCCGUGGAACUGAUGUACCAACAGUGCAAGACGAUGGGAUCAGACAAAUGUCUUAUGGUGCGCUAUGAGUCGCUCGUGUUGUGGCCGCGGGAGACGAUGCGACAGGUGCUUGACUUCCUGGAACUGCCCUGGGACGAGGCGGUGCUGCACCACGAGCAGUACAUCAAUCAGCCGAACGGAGUUGCGCUAUCCAAUGUGGAGCGGUCGUCGGACCAGGUGGUGCGCGCAGUGAACCGCGACGCGCUGGACAAGUGGGUGGGCGCCUUGCCGGCCGACGUGCGGGCCGACAUGCCUCAGCUGGCGCCGAUGCUGUCGGUGCUGGGCUACAACCCGUGGGACAAUCCGCCGUCCUACCACGCGCAUUCGCCGCCGCCCGCUCUCGAUACCUAAACGACACUAAUUCUAAUGCUCACUUCCAAAGAUAUAAUUGCCCGCGUGUUGUUGAUGUGAGAAAUUUAAAUUGUAUUAACGAUACGUAACCGUGAAUAAUUCGCAUCACCGACGCUAGUCUCUUGAACUUCGCCUUAUCGCUGCGAUAAGAUGGUCUUUACAUUACGAAAAUUUACGAUGUUAUCGGCGACUCGGACGUUGAAUAUUUAAUUAGAAUCAAUUUAAGAAGAACCCGACACGAACCGUCGCUGCAUCGGAACGGUUGGUUAAAAUUGAUACAAACUAAUUUGUGUUUCAUGAAAUUGGAUUAUAAUUUAAUACACCUUGAUUUUAUAAAUUCCACAAUAGUAUCAAUGGCUUAUACAAAUUAUAAAGAAAAAGGUUCCGUACCUAAAUCGGCCGUAUCUUCGAAGAAAUAGGGCCCGCGCAGCGCCAUCUCCCGCACGACGCGACCGGCACGCGCCCGCCACGCGCCCGCACGCGCCCGCACGGGCUGCGCCGCCGCUGCGAGAGAUGGCGCUCUACUCAUCCAUGUAUCAAUGUUUUAUUUUGUGCAAUAUUACAUGGUUUGUUUUAAAUAAGGUGCUAUCAUUAUAGGUAAUUAUUACUUUUUGUGUUCGUUAUGAAAUUAAUGUUGUAAAUAAUCCAGGACGAAUAAUCUCAUAAUAAAAUAAAAUGAGCAUUG
Molecule: messenger RNA, 2024 nt
Organism: Bombyx mandarina (wild silkworm)
Lineage: Eukaryota; Metazoa; Arthropoda; Insecta; Lepidoptera; Bombycidae
Gene: Tpst
Product: tyrosylprotein sulfotransferase
Biological process (GO): peptidyl-tyrosine sulfation
Cellular component (GO): Golgi apparatus
Molecular function (GO): protein-tyrosine sulfotransferase activity
Source: RefSeq, a predicted model, not a curated record